AUGAAGGAAGACGAAAAGCUGAUGAAGGAAAAAGGGGUUUCAGAGAGGUCGGACGGUGUUAUCCUCGUCGACCCGACCAAGUACUCUAAGAAGUUAGACAAGCUCGAACAUGUCAACUUCGGCUUGGUGCACGGGAUGAGUACUCGCGAGGGAACCGUCAAGUUCCUCGGUAAUAUUCUACGCGAUGCCAAAGAGAAGAUGCAUGAGGUUAUGAGAGCAGGCCAGACCAAGUAUGAGCAGGUCAAAGACCCCGAGAGGAUCGCCGAUAUACUGGGCAUCUCCGCCGUCCUGGUGCAGGACAUGGCUUCCAAGCGAUUCGUUCAAAUUUCUUUCUUUACUAAUGUGGAGGUACUAACUAACCCCAGAAUUAAUGGCUAUACCUUUGACAUGGAUCGAAUGACUUCUUUCGAGGGAGAUACGGGUCCAUACCUCCAAUGCUCGUGUGCUCGUUUGUGCUCUAUUAUCCGCAAGACUGAUAUGCCGUCUGAGCGCCUCAAGGAGGCCGACCCCUCACUGUUGCAUGAAAAGCAUGCAACCGCCAUCGUACAGAAGUUGGCACAGUGGCCUGAAGUCUUUCAGGCCACUUUCAAGAAUAAGGUGCCGGUUACAGUGCUCACAUCUUCGUGGAAACUGACCCAUAUCAUAAAUCCAAGCUAUGACCACCUUUGUUUUGCAGAGUGA
Aspergillus pseudotamarii is the source of this 681-nucleotide messenger RNA. RefSeq lists its product as uncharacterized. The transcript has 2 exons. The coding region runs from base 1 to 681 and encodes 226 amino acids. The record is from RefSeq and is a predicted model, not a curated record. NCBI's taxonomy places the organism in Eukaryota, Fungi, Ascomycota, Eurotiomycetes, Eurotiales, Aspergillaceae. Gene Ontology annotation, cellular component: mitochondrion. Gene Ontology annotation, molecular function: arginine-tRNA ligase activity; ATP binding. Gene Ontology annotation, biological process: mitochondrial translation; arginyl-tRNA aminoacylation.